Oryzias melastigma (Indian medaka) is the source of this 3996-nucleotide messenger RNA. RefSeq names its product kelch repeat and BTB domain-containing protein 11. Gene Ontology annotation, molecular function: protein binding. NCBI's taxonomy places the organism in Eukaryota, Metazoa, Chordata, Actinopteri, Beloniformes, Adrianichthyidae. The record is from RefSeq and is a predicted model, not a curated record. The transcript has 2 exons. Bases 191 to 2029 code for a protein of 612 amino acids.
GUAGAUAAUCGCUGGUCGGGUGGGCUAAACCAUCUGAAGGAGCGAAGUGGAAGCUGGCCGCCUGAUCGCCUUACGUAACAGCUUUGUGGAAGGACCGCAGACGAGGGAUCUGCUCAGUCAAAGCAAGAAAACGCAGGUGUCUUUUUGCUCAGUAUGAUUAUUGAGGACAUCGUCUUUGAUCUGAAGUGAGAUGAGUCAGGGGGAAAGUGCUGGUUCCAUCCUCCACUCAGGAAAGCCGGACCUUUUCACUAUUCCAGACAAAGACAGGAAUGACCGCCACACAGAUUGUGUUCAAGGGUUCCUGCAGGAUGAGCAGGAUUUCCGCUCUCCUCCGCCCUUUGAGAAGGAAUACCUGCUGGACGGAAGAUUGAUGGAAAAUAACCACGUCGCUCACCAGGAGGAUAGCGGCUCAUACAUCCAGAAAGCUGACCAAUGUCUCCUCCGCAGUAACGCUGAUCCGACACAUUCUGAGAUGUCCGGCCGCACCGAUGGUACGCCACAAAACAGUGAAAUCCACAAUGGAGGAAAAGUGCCGUUUAGUGGAGAAAUGUGCCUGUCCAGCCGAGCUGAACAAGAAACUGAUCUUCAAUCGAGCCUUAAACGCAAUGACAGCAGGCAGGAAGCUGAGGGCGCACAAGCUGAGCCGGAUUUAGUCAUUGAAGUAGGCGGGCAGACCAUCAACGCGCACAAGGCUGUCCUGGCAGAGAAGAGCGACUACUUCAAAGCACGUCUCUCCCGCAGUGUCCUGAAAGUGAAGGGCGUUAGUUACAAGACUAUGUCUACUUUGAUAGACUAUGUUUACACCUCUCAGAUCAGCGUGAGCAAGAACAACGUUGUGGACGUCAUCACAGGGGCAAAAAUCCUCCAGAUCCACUGUGCCGUCCAGGCAGCUAUAGACUCCAUGUCAGAGCAGAUCACCGCAGAGAACUGCUAUGAGAUCCUGACCAUUGCGAAGAAGCAGCGACUCAGUGAGCUGAAGGAAACGGCGUACGGAUUCAUGAGCAAUAACUUCCUCCAGAUCCUCAAAGACCCGGCCGUCUACGGGCGUCUCACUGGGUCAGAGAGGGACCUGAUCCUGAAGAAGAGAACUGAGGGCAGGAAAGUUCUAAUGGUUGCAGAAGUAAAUGACGUGUUUGACCGUGUCGGAAGUCGGCCCCCCAGUCGCUGUGGCAGCCGUCCACAGAGCCCCUUAUCAGUUGGUUCAUUGGAGGAGAACCACAUGAUCUACUUCUAUAAUGAAGCAGAGCAGGACUGGCAGUCUUUGACUGUAAUGCCCGAAGACAUAAACACUAAAGGGUGUGGAAUCUGCACCAUGUACAACUACUUGUUCAUUGCAGGGGGGAUAAAGGGAGAUAAGGGCAAAGUUUCAGACAAGGUCUUCUGUUACAACCCCAUCACUAACCGUUGGGCGGAGAUCCGACCGAUGAACCAGGCACGUGCACAGCUCAAGCUUGUGUCAAUGGACGGCUUCCUCUACGCAAUCGGAGGAGAAUGUUUGUUUACCGUGGAAAAAUACGACCCACGCAUGGACCGCUGGACAACAGUGGCUCCCUUGCCCAAGGGAGCCUUUGCAGUGGCCCACGAAGCCACCACGUGCAGCGGCGAACUCUACGUUUCAGGGGGCUCUCUCUUCUACCGUCUCCUCAAAUACGACCCAAAGAGAGAUGAGUGGCAGGAGUGUCCGUACAACAACAGCAGGAAGAAGUCGUCUGACAUGGUCGCCCUGAAAAGCUUCAUCUACCGCUUUGACGUGAACCGCGAGCAGGGCAUCAACGUCUUCAAGUACAACACCAUCGUGAAGAUGUGGCACGACUGCAUGUCGCAGAGGCUUGGCAACCACCUCCCCUUCAGGUGUGCUGUGAUUGGAAACUGCAUCUACUGCGUGAACAGGAGCCAAACUCUUCAGUUUGUGGUGGAGGAGGAAAACGCCUAUUUCGUCGAGGAGACUUUAGGAGCCCCCCUGGACGCCAAGGGCAUUCUCUUUCCUUUUGUUCUCAGCUUGCCUGAAAAGCCUGAAAAAGUCAAAUAAUGCGUGUUUAGUCCAGAAUUACACAAUAAUUGUGGUUUAGCCAAAUCGCAAUAAGCAGAAGACCUUCUAUACUCUUCAAUGUCAGCUCUUAACUCGUCUCAUUGACUGCUUGCAAUGGAAUGUGUGCAUUUGCAUGGCUAUUUAAUGCAUCUACAGGGUUCAACCUUAAUUUAAUUUUAAUGUUAAAUAAUGUGUCUGUAAUAAUAAUGACAUGAUGAAAGUGAUUCAAUUUAGUGUUCAUAUAUUUGUUCAGUGCCCCUCUAUUACUAGAAAAGAAGAACAGUCCGUUCUAAGUGGACAUACGUUGAUUUUGGUAAAAAAAAAUAAAUAAAUAAUUCAAUAAAUAGAAAUAGUAAAGUUUUGUAUUGCAGGUUCUAUGCAAAUGAAUGCAGGUGGUCCUCAUCUAAUGCUACGGUCACAAAUACAACUGCCACCGCGCUAUGGGGAGGCAUUAGAAGAAUUUCUAAAUUUAAUGCUGCCGGCUCUUUUUUUUUGGUCUUGAAUGUAGGUGGCAGCAGUCAGGCGUUGGGGAUGAAGACAAUACAAAUUUGGGCUACAUCUGGGGAAUUACAAGGCUGGAGCACCCAGACAGACAACUCUCAUUGGACAUUGUGUAAAUUUCUCCGAAAGCGGCUGCCCAUAUCAAGUGCCACCAGGGGUAUAUAAAAGUGGGCCAUUUUGUAACUCUGGUCAUUUGCAACUCAGAUUUUGAGCACACCUUUAUAUAAUCUUAUAAAUUAAACAUUUUUUAGAUGACAUGCCUCCCAUCAAAGCACAAUGUUCUGUCUUUUUUGUAUUCUUCUCAGCAUCAGCUGCAAUUUGUCAAUAUGGAGGUCUUUAAGUCGCUGUUGUACUUUCAACACCAUAAUGAGUUUUUUGCAGCAUCAAUGCUGUCUCCCUAUUUGAACCCACAGUGGCUGCUAAAAAACUUCCAUUUAUGUCGCAGUGCGGUGGCAUUUUGCGAUAUGUGACCGUAGUUUAGCUGUAUUUAGUUGUUAUUAUUAGGGCUUACACACUUACAGGGCUUUCUGUAUCUUCUAACUUAAGAACCUAAUUUGUGUUCAAACCAAAAAACCAUAAUCAUCAUGACAUGUCCCGCUCUGGCUCGCCUACAUAGUCGUAAAUGGGGCUGAUUCGCUGGAAAACACGUCUGCAAGUGCAAUCUGACCGGAAGUCGGUGCUGCUUUAGAUUCAGCCUUAAAUGAUGAAGAUCCAUUUCAAUCAUCUAUGGGUUCUAAUCCACUUAGACAUUUUUAUGUAGAUUUAUUCAAUUUUAUGUAUUUCUAACAUUUCAGAUGCUAUUUUUAAUGAAGUAUUUUGUACAAAACAACUAAAAAAACACCACAAGACAUAACAAGUUGGUCAGUUCUACAAUUAGAGCAAAAAUGAACAAGUAUGAUAUAAAAAGGACCUAAACUUAGUACGGUUUUAAAAGAAAUGAGAAUUUACUUAAAACAUAAAGUGUCCUUCUCCUUUUUUAGCUGUUUACCUGCAGUCUAGCUAUAGAUUCCGGGUGACCAAAGUGCUCCACAAACAAACUUCUGUUUAAGUAAUAACACUAACAGGUCAUGAUCUCGUUGCAUUAGUACACAUUCAUAAAACAGUUUCUUUAUUUUUGUUUUAUACAGCAGCAGUCUGUAUGUGUGUUGCUGCGAUAGCUCCGUGGGAGUUUGGUUUGAAAGCUCUAUUCUUGGAACAACUGGUUCUUGUUUGCAUAGGCGUUGAUCUGAUUCAGGUUACAUCGAUGUGGUUUGGAUAUUUUGCUGGCUGGCAUCUGUAUUGCUGUGAGCUUUUUUUUUUGUCUGAGCUUUGAUUCAAGUGGGAACCUGCUGCUGUGAUGCUCCCCAGUAAUGCAAUGCAAGCUCAUAGCUUCCUGUUUGUGGUAUUUGGAGUGAGCUCUUGAAUGAACCGCUGGACCAUACCAGUCAAAAAGUGCUUCAAAUAAAAUAUUCCAUGUAUCAAAUGUG